Manihot esculenta (cassava) is the source of this 1500-nucleotide messenger RNA. Its product is annotated as alpha-galactosidase. Gene Ontology annotation, biological process: carbohydrate metabolic process. Gene Ontology annotation, molecular function: hydrolase activity, hydrolyzing O-glycosyl compounds. The record is from RefSeq and is a predicted model, not a curated record. The coding region runs from base 130 to 1341 and encodes 403 amino acids. NCBI's taxonomy places the organism in Eukaryota, Viridiplantae, Streptophyta, Magnoliopsida, Malpighiales, Euphorbiaceae. The transcript has 13 exons.
CCACCGACAUAAUACCACUGUACUACUUACCACCAAUUUUCAUUAAUCUUUACAAUUUUUCCUGUGGAAUUCCUCCCUAUAUAUACCACAAUAAGCUAAAUUUCUUUAAAAAAUUUCUCUCUAUAGAAGAUGAAAUCCAUAUUCAGAAUUGGGUUUGUCUUCGUUCUUGUUCUAAGCUUCUGUAAGUUGACAAUUUCAGUGAAUAAUGGAAGCAACUCGGAUGGAGACUACACUCAGUUCCUCUUGGCUAAUGGCGUGGGACGUACACCGCCAAUGGGUUGGAAUAGCUGGAAUCACUUCCAAUGCAAUAUAGAUGAGUGGACUGUUAAGACUACUGCUGAUGCUCUUGUUUCAACUGGGUUAGCUGCACUUGGGUACAAAUAUGUUAAUAUAGAUGAUUGUUGGGCUGAAGAGAGCAGAGACUCGAAGGGUAAUCUGAGGCCAAAGUCCUCAACUUUUCCCUCUGGAAUUAAGGCUCUUGCUGAUUAUGUCCAUGCUAGAGGCUUAAAACUUGGCAUAUAUUCUGAUGCAGGAUAUACAACCUGCAGCAAGAAAAUGCCAGGCUCUCUUGGGCAUGAACAGCAAGAUGCAAGCACCUUUGCCCAGUGGGGUGUGGACUAUUUGAAGUAUGAUAAUUGCUACCAUGACGGCUCCACACCUCAAGACAGGUAUGCCAGGAUGAGUGAUGCGUUGCAUAAGGUGGGCCGGCCAAUUCUUUACUCUAUAUGCGAAUGGGGAGAAGAGUACCCAGCGAAAUGGGCCGGCCAGUAUGGUAAUGCUUGGAGAACCACAGGGGACAUUAAUGACACCUGGGGAAGUGUAACGUCAAUUGCAGACGAAAACAACAAUUGGGGAAGAUACGCAGGGCCUGGCAGGUGGAAUGAUCCGGACAUGUUAGAAGUGGGCAAUGGAGGGAUGAGCCUCGAGGAGUAUCGCUCUCAUUUUAGCAUUUGGGCUUUAAUGAAAGCUCCUCUGCUCAUCGGAUGCGACGUCCGAUCCGCAAGCAGACAGACACUUAGGAUCCUUGGAAACAAAGAGGUAAUAGAUGUUAAUCAGGAUCCACUGGGAGUUCAAGGCAGGAAAAUACGAUCAAACGCUGGUCUAGAGAUUUGGGCAGGGCCACUGUCGAGAAAAAGAGUGGUGGUGGUUCUAUUGAAUAGGAGUGGAUCUCAGGCUCCUAUAUCGGUUGGAUGGAGAGAAAUCGGACUUUCUCCAUUUAGUCCAGUCAUUGUUAGAGACUUGUGGGCGCAUUCAGUUGUUUCGAUGAGCAAGCGAUAUAGGCUAACUGCUUACGUUGCCCCUCAUGCUUGCAAGAUGUAUAUCCUCACCCCACAUUCUUAAGGAAGAAGUUAAAUCAGCAGAAGUUGGGUGAGUUUAAGGCAGCUUUUAUGAUGAGAUGAAGCAUAUGUGAGAUGUAAUCUUUUAGAUCUUCUGGCGUUUUGGGAAGCUUCUAUGUUGAAGGUAUAUGUUUGUGCUGAAAUUCAAGUGCAUUUUCUUUUC